Molecule: messenger RNA, 1958 nt
Organism: Spizellomyces punctatus DAOM BR117
Lineage: Eukaryota; Fungi; Chytridiomycota; Chytridiomycetes; Spizellomycetales; Spizellomycetaceae
Exons: 2
Coding region: 236-1660 (474 amino acids)
Cellular component (GO): RNA polymerase II transcription regulator complex
Molecular function (GO): transcription cis-regulatory region binding; DNA-binding transcription activator activity, RNA polymerase II-specific
Source: RefSeq, a predicted model, not a curated record
CGGAAACUGUGUCUGAGGGGCCUUCGGUACAUGCAUUGUUCUGAAUAGAGGCUCUAUUGGUAUUCUGAUGCAUAGCACGCGAAGCUCAAAUAGCGCGUCUGUCUCUCGAGUCCCCACAACGACCGCGCAUAAAGUCUCUUGUCGCUCUACAGUUACGUUUGAGACAUAAACUGCUGGUUCACAGACAGCAUUCCAUUCGAGUGAACAUUAAAGCAGUCUAGCUUUACCCACAGCCAUGGCAGCCCCGGACCUAGGAUUCCCCAAUGACCAUGACCAACACCCACCUUCAUCCGUUCCCGGAGAUCGCCACAUGCCUCGGAACCCUUUUUGCCUGUAUCCACCAGCAGGAGCGCCAGCAGCGGAACCUGAUCUUGCAGGCAAUGCGCAUCACCACAUCCACCAUCACGCAUCCCAUCCCAUGAACGUGUUUGAACUAUACCAUCAACAUCUAUAUACCCGUAAUGCUCUUCACCAUGCGCCUUUGAUGCAUCCAGCUUUUACUGCUGACGAGAUUGACCAUCACGACGACGGGAUGCAAAUGCGUCUCAGUCCUAUAUCCAUGGAUUCUGGGUCCCCAAGUUCUGAACACAGUAACGCUACAUCUGGUCACCAAAGCCCCGUUCGAUCAAAAGGCUAUCUUUCAAAUGCAUUCCCUAGCGGAUUGGGUCUUUCCGACCACCAGUCAGCAGGCAGUAACACUGCUCAAAGCGUCAAAACGCGCAUGAUGCGCGCCGCAGCAAAGCUUGCUGGCACUUCUGUUGCAGCUGCCGCAGCUGCUUCUUACGCCGGUUCGUCCGCUGACGAUCAGUCCUCCCCAGAUGCACUCACAGAACUUACCCGCGCAAGGAAAAACUCAUCAACCAAAUCCCGCCGCUCACCAAGCUCAUCUGCAGGCGAGCGCAAAACAACAGCGCGAAGAGCGGAACAAAACCGGACCGCUCAACGCGCGUUCCGCGAACGACGCCAGCGCUACGUUAAAGAUCUGGAAGUCAAAGCCGCUCAAGCCGACGCUCUCGAAGUCCGUCUUGCGGACGCUGAAAGUCGGCUAGCUGAAAUACAAUGCAUUGCCGAACGGCUUGCAGCAGAUCGGGAGAGCUGGAUGCGAGAGAGAGAGCUAUGGUGGAGGGAGCGGGAUGAAGCUGUUACGGUUGCUAAUACAUUAGUGAGAGAGCUUGAAGCGAGUAGUAAGGAAAAUCAAAAGUUUAGAGACCUCGUCAUGAGCCUCUCCGCGGGAAGGAAACGAUCUCUCACGGACACAGUCGAUUUUGAUGAUCUCAUUGUCGAUGCUGAGAAAUCACAAAAGCGCAACAAGGCCGAAAAUGCUGAUGCGGAUCAGAUGGAGGAAGAGCACACGUCUUCUGACUCUGAGAAACUCAGCAAAGACCAAGAAACCGAUGCAACAGCCGAAAAAUCACGUUCCUCCAAUGUCGCACACGUCCUUCGUACCCUCCUCAACGCUGCGACCGUUAGUCCUCCACCCAUGGCUGGUGGCAUGGCUGGUAUCGCUCUCGCAUUUGAAGGCAACCGUCCGCUAUUUACGGAUGAGUCUGCUCCUGCUGCGGAAUCAGACUUUAAUAUGCCCCUCAUGAUGAUGGACUACAAUAAAGUCUAUGCACCAAAGGACAGCGAACGUGAGGAAGUGACUGAAACACAAGCGUGAACCAAAGGAUCUAAAUUAAGCGUGAUUGAAAAGAUAAAGAACGUUCUUCAACUUGCCUGCGAUUUUGUACAUACAAGCAGCUCUCUCUCGCGCAUUUAUAUAUAGAAGUCGCACUUCUGGCGAACCGACUAGGAAAACUACGGUAUGCACAUGAAGUUGCGACUGGAACUGAAGUAUAGAUACGAGCCGGGAAACAUCCCUUAAUUAUUUAUAAUGCAUCCUAAUUUAAUCGACGGUGUUUUUGUGUUUGUAAAUGGGUCAAUAAAUGUUGUUGCCAGUGACUUGCCCAGGAUUAUUA